Messenger RNA from Pelobates cultripes (western spadefoot toad), 800 nucleotides. NCBI's taxonomy places the organism in Eukaryota, Metazoa, Chordata, Amphibia, Anura, Pelobatidae. The record is from the annotation of a GenBank genome assembly.
AUGCAGUCUGAUAACAAUUUAAAUUUGGCCUCUGGGUCACAAGCGACCCCUCAGAUUACCCGCGGUAAGCCAGGGGAAGGGACUCUGUUCCCUGAUUUCUCCGCUCCUGCGGACAUACAAGCAUUAUUCGAUGCCUCUGUUUCCCGGUCCAUUACGCAGGCUAUGGUUUCUGCUAUGGGCGCUGUGUCGACACCUCUGUCGCAGAGUAUUACCCAGGCCCUGCUACAAGCCCAACAGUCUGCGCAGCAGACGGGUAUGUCAACUGCACCUAGCAUGACACCGGUCUCUCAAGGCCGUAAGGCUACGGCAAAGACCAAGCAUUCCUCCAAAACUCAAAAAAAAAAAUAGAACAAAAUAGCGCAAUAUAAAAUUUAAUCGUCUGUAUGACACCAAAUAUUAAAAGUCCAAAGAUAAAACAUUUUUUAGCUGCCAGACAUAAAAGGUUAUUCCGUAAACCGAUGUGGUAGAAUGUCCAAAAGUAGAUAAAUGUCAGCGCUGUGCAAUAGCCCCAAAUAAGUGUUUGUGGGGAAGCUGGGUAUUGAGAUAAAUGUGUAUGAUAUGACUCCAAAACUGCUUUGACUGACAGUGUCACUACUGUCUCAGAUGGCACUCAACUACCACUGCGCAAAAGAAAAUUGGCUAGAUUGUGGAAGCGGGCGAGAGCCCAGCUGGAGUCAGAACUCAGCGACAUUGAGGAGGAAAUAGAUGAGUCCGAUAAGGACGUUUUGGAUGGUCAGUCCGAAUCAGACUCCGACGGUGCAAUUGGAGAGUAUUCCGCCUCCUUCAGCAUUUCCCCGUGA